Messenger RNA from Saccostrea cuccullata (small rock oyster), 2944 nucleotides. RefSeq names its product ribosomal RNA processing protein 1 homolog A-like. The coding region runs from base 34 to 2229 and encodes 731 amino acids. Gene Ontology annotation, biological process: rRNA processing. Gene Ontology annotation, cellular component: preribosome, small subunit precursor; nucleus. The record is from RefSeq and is a predicted model, not a curated record. The transcript is spliced from 12 exons. NCBI's taxonomy places the organism in Eukaryota, Metazoa, Mollusca, Bivalvia, Ostreida, Ostreidae.
GAAACCAAUAAUGCAUCCGGGGAUUUUAGAAAAAUGGCUGCACCCUGUCCAACAGCAGAGGUUCAUUUUGCUCAAAAACUUGCGGCCAAUGAAAAGAGAACAAGAGACAGUGCUUUUAAAAAAUUAAAGAAGUGGCUCCAAUCUCGGUCAAGUGACGGAAAGGAAGCAGACUUCUUAAAAAUAUGGAAAGGUUUACACUACUGUAUGUGGAUGCAGGACAAACCACUUAUUCAGGAGGAACUUUCCGACAACAUGGGUAAGCUAUUGCACGUGUUUGGGAAGGUGGACAUCUCUCUGGUAUUCCUAGGGGUGUUCUUCCAAACUGAGUCCCGAGAGUGGAGUGGCAUAGAUCGAUGGAGAAUGGACAAAUUUAUGAUGCUAACCAGGGAGAUGCUUGGCCAAGGCCUAGCCUUACUGAAGAAGGCAAAGUGGAAGAAGAAUCACAUAGAUUUGUUUUGCCAAGUUAUGAAGGACCAGGUCCUGAUGGCAGAAAAUGAUGGCUAUAAAAUCCACAUUACUGACAUCUAUCUGGACGAGCUUCAGAAGUCGGGGGCUGAUGUGCUUUCACCAAGCCAAGUGGUCCAGUUUUUAGAGCCCUUUUCUGCAUUUUUAGUUGAGUCCAAAAACACAACCCUGGUAAAGCGAGUAAUAUCCAGGAUUUUUGAUGCCAUAAUACAACAGACUGUUGAUGAUGCUAAACAGAGAGCAGAGAGGCUGCUACAGAGAGAAGAUGAGGCUAACAACAAUGGAGUAGAACUUGAGAAUUCUGAUGAUGAGGAUGAUGAUGACACUCCUCUUAGACUUGAUUUUGACUAUGGGGCAAUAGCUGACAGGUUGUUUGAACUUGGAAAGAAACCCGAGUGUUUAAGUCGGCAUAGAACCUUGAUUUACAAUGUUGUGAAAAAGCUUCGUGAUUUGAAUGAAGGUGUCCUGCCAACCAAAGAAAACGAUUACACUGACCUAGAGAAAGGUUACAUCAACCGAGAAGAGUUCGCUAAGUCUGUCAAUAAGCUUAUCUCCAUGGAAACAGAGGUCCAAAGACAGAAAAGAAAACGGAAGAAUCGGAAACGAAAGAAAAACCAGGAGAAAGCAAAUGAAGAGGACACAACUGUGAAGAAAAGAAAAAUGGAUAGUUCAACAGAGAUCAACAAAACAGACAGUGUUACUGAGGAUAAUCCAGGGACAGGGCAAAAAAAAGUGAAAAAAGAAACAGGACUCACAAAAUUAAAGGACAAAUUACUGGGUAAACGGAAAAAGGACAGUGAAUCUACAGAGCCUUUGAAAAAGAUGAAACGAGCAGAUUCAAGUCAAGGUGUAGAAAAACCUUCUGUUGUAAAUGUGAAAAGCAGAAAAACAGAAGCAGCAGUGAAAAGUUCAGAAACUCAGAAGCCAGCUGGGAUUUCUGUAACACCAAAGAGAGCAGUGACUCGAAAAUUAGCUGAGAACAUAGAAAAAGAUUUUGAAGCUCCUCCCUUUGAUGUGGAGGACAGUGGUUCAACAUUAGAGAAAGACAUUGCUAGUGUAAGUAAGCAAUCGAGUCACAGAAAGGUCCCACUGGACACCCUAGAACUAAAGCAUAUACACGACCAGGAAGUGGCUCACAAAAAGGAUGUAGAAGAGGAGGUGGAGAUAUGGGUUCCGAAUAAAAAGUACUCCGGCAAGUUAAAGGGACUGUUUGAAAAACAAGGAAAAGGUCAGGAGGUCAAGAAGUUUGCUCAGUUUGAAACCAGUGUGCCAACCCCUCCAGCCUAUGUGAGGAAAGCAGUGGCCAGGAUUGCCACCCCAAAGACAGACCCAGGGAAGGCAUCAAAGAAACUGGUGGAAAAUGAGAAAGGAAGUGAAACUUCUAAACGAAAAGUUACGUUUGACAUGAAGAAAAACAAAGCAGUGGACUUUAAGAAAAGUAUUCAGUUCAGCCCAGCACCUUACAACCCGAACAAGAAACCAGAACAGAGCAUUCUUAAAACACCAGAGGGGGCGUCCCAUGUCAAUGUUUCCGUAGCAACGCCUCAUGGAACGAUGCACUUCUCUACCCAGAGACCUACCAGGCAGCAGACGCCUCACGUCAACAAAAUGAGGAACGUCAAGAGAACGCCAUCUAGUGCCAAAAAACUGAGGACGCCGGCAAGUACUCAGAAAUAUGCAGGGACACCUGUACCCAAGAAAGCAGCCCCCGUGUUAAGUAUGAAAAAGUCUACCCCUAGGGCUAAAGCUCACGACUUCUUCUGAGACCGUUUUUAAUUUUUUUUUCUUAUUAGAUGGUUGUUAGUGCCAAGUGAGACAUAUAUGUUUUCUGACAUCUUUGAAAUAUUAUAUGCAUUAUUUGUAUAUAUGAAUAUUUUCAUUUUACCGUCAAAGCGUAUUUUCAAAUAUUCUUGAUUUUUUUCUCCAUAUUAAAAUAAAAUUAAUCUAAUAUUUUAUAGCACUUACAUAUAUUAUGGCUUUUAAAAAGCAUUCAUUGUUGUUGUUACACAAAUUUACAUUCAGUGAAGAUUUUCUAAUCCAAAUGUUAAUUAUUGUAAAAUGUUUGCUUGAUGUGAUGUAAAUUUUAGAUACUACUCAAUAAAUUCAAAUGUUUAAAAUGUCUGAACUUUUGUCUAAUCCAACCAUUUUCUUUUUACCAAUGGUGUGAUAAAGAUUAGACAAGUUUUAUUGUACUAAAAGAGUAAGCCGCAAAAGUUCGCAAUAUUUUGUUCAAAUAGAUACUGUUAUGUAGAACUUUUGUUUAAUAUUGACAAAUAAUGCUAUACACGUCCUUUCAACAGACAUAAUAAAUCAUCAAGAAAAUAAAUACUUAGUAAGGCACUGAAGAGAAUUUCAGAGAAAUAUUUAAUAUUUGGAGUUUUGCUUUCACUGGCAGCUACAUUGUACAUUUAUAUGUAUAAAUAAUUCAUUAUUGGUAUCUGAUACUUUCAUACAAAAUAAAAAAGAUUUAUUUAAUGAG